AGAUUUCGAUCUGUAUUAUUGCAUGCUUUUCGCGCUAUUUUGGCAAUUUUGCUGUGAAAGUAACCAUUAACCAAUAUGGAUAAAGAAAAUGAAUACCUUUGGUAUUGCCCCACGUGCCAGGCCUUUAAUAAACCCUCUACGUUUAUUUGCAUAAUUUGUUCAAGCCACCGAGUUGAUCCACCCCCCUCAAGCUCAUCCUCUGAGGAAUUUGAGUACAAUAUUGAACCUUAUGUUUCAGAUUACAUCAGCAGUCCCGAUGAAGCAGAUAAUGGUUAGUGUGUAUUUUAGUUUCUUUGUUAAUUCAUUCUUGAUUUUCAAGAAAUGCUGUGUGGGUAUAGAAGCUGAAGUCGCAGAAGUUAUUGAAGAGGAAAGUCCAGAAAAGGGUGAUGAGGGUGAGGACAACGAAGGCGUCCAAGACAAAGGGGAAACAGACAAAAUGGGCACAGAGGACAAGGGAGCUGAAGGGAAGAAUGAGGAUGAAGGGGUGCAAUUUGAACCAGACACAGAGGCCGAAGAGGAGAGUAGCGAGACUACAGAUGAUCAGGCGAGAUCCACACCCAGGUCAGGGCAAACCAAGAAGAAUAUGAAAAAGAAGGCCACCAAGAAGCUAAAGCGGGGUACUAAGAAGCAAAAGCUCGAGUCCGACAUUGAAAAUCUGUCUAAAGAAUUUGAGGAUCACUGCCAGAGUUCAGAUUCCGAUGACGGUCAAGCCGAAGAGGAGAGUAGCGAGACUACAGAUGAUCAGGCGAGAUGCGCACCCAGGUCAAGGCAAACCAAGAGGAAUAUGAAAAAGAAAGCCACUAAGAGGCUAAAGCGGGGUACUAAGAAGCAAAAGCUCGAGUCCGACAUUGGAAAUCUGCCUUAAGAAUUUGAGGAUCACUGCCAGAGUUCAGGUAAAUUAUUAGGAUUACAGUUAUCUCUCAUCUUACUUUCAAUUAUUCCAUUCUUUUUCAUUUAGAUUCCGAUGACAGUCAAAAAGGUUGCUGCUAGACUCAGCA
Messenger RNA from Daphnia pulex (common water flea), 998 nucleotides. RefSeq names its product dentin sialophosphoprotein-like. NCBI's taxonomy places the organism in Eukaryota, Metazoa, Arthropoda, Branchiopoda, Diplostraca, Daphniidae. The transcript is spliced from 4 exons. The record is from RefSeq and is a predicted model, not a curated record. Bases 230 to 865 code for a protein of 211 amino acids.